AUGGCACAACAUCAAACACCACCUCUAGAUCCUUCUCAGGACCCUACUUCACCUUAUUACUUACAUCCGUCUGACAACCCUGGGAUGAAAUUAGUCUCUGAUAAAUCUGAUGGAAAUGCUUAUGGUGAUUGGAAGAGGUCGAUGUUAAUUAGUUUAUCGGCCAAGAACAAACUAGGUUUUGUCGAUGGAUCCAUUUCUAAACCUGAUUCUACUUCACCUCUUCUUCGUGCUUGGGAGAGGUGUAAUAGUAUGAUCAUUUCAUGGAUGUUAGGAGUUCUAGAUCAGAAUCUUGCUAGAAGUGUAUUCUAUUUCUCUACUGCUAGGGAAAUUUGGCAGAAUCUUGAAGAGAGGUAUGGUGCUUCAUCUGGAACAGUGCUGUUUGCUCUUGAGCAAGCCAUUACUGAGAUUAAGCAGGGAACUGAUGAUGUUUCUACUUUUUACACUAAGCUUAAGAGACUAUGGGAUCAAUUAGAUGAUGUAGAUCCUCUACCUUUCUGUCAUUGUGACAAUUGCACUUGUACUAUAGCUCAGAGGUUAUUGAAAUCACAACGGGACAAACGUUUGGUGCAAUUCCUGAUGAAACUCAAUGAUGGCUUUGAAGUGGUUAGAGGCAGUAUCCUAUUGAUGCAACCAUUGCCACUGAUUUCUUAUGCUUAUCGAUUGCUUAUGCAAGAGGAAAAGCAUAGGCAGCUAUACAGAGAUUCAAAGGACAACAGUAUGAGGUCUUCUGAAGACUCUAUGGCUUUUGCAACAAGUAGACAAAGAUUUCAGGAGAGGUGGAACAAUAAACCUCAGUACAACAAUUCUCAGAACAAUUUUUCUACUCAGAGAUCCUCUGGUGGUUCAGGUCUUCUAGAUACUUGA
Molecule: messenger RNA, 864 nt
Organism: Chenopodium quinoa (quinoa)
Lineage: Eukaryota; Viridiplantae; Streptophyta; Magnoliopsida; Caryophyllales; Amaranthaceae
Exons: 1
Coding region: 1-864 (287 amino acids)
Source: RefSeq, a predicted model, not a curated record